AUGAUUAUUGCUAACAAUUUGGUGCCCCUUGAUGAAAGAUUCAACGAGAAGAAUCAAAGCAACAACGAAGCCGGCGAUGAAACUGGUGAACAAAGAACCCACAAAAUCAACCUCAAAAAUAAUGAAACCACAAAGGAAGAAUAUAAACUUAAACUGGGAGACGAGAUAGCGCAAGGAAUGAUCUCACGUGAAAUCAAACAAAAAUAUAUACAUAGUGAACCGUAUAAGAAAAUGGAACACGAAAAAAAAUACGUUAUUUUGCAUAGAACAAGUAAAUUACAAUUUGCAGCAAGAAGAGGUCGUAACCUAUGCUAUACAUCUGGUCCGAAUCCUUCAAACCAAUUUCAAGGUGCUAUCACAGAGCAUAAGUUGCAACCAAAUUUUUAA
This is a messenger RNA of Ambispora leptoticha, 387 nucleotides long. NCBI's taxonomy places the organism in Eukaryota, Fungi, Glomeromycota, Glomeromycetes, Archaeosporales, Ambisporaceae. The record is from the annotation of a GenBank genome assembly.